Klebsormidium nitens is the source of this 787-nucleotide messenger RNA. The record is from the annotation of a GenBank genome assembly. NCBI's taxonomy places the organism in Eukaryota, Viridiplantae, Streptophyta, Klebsormidiophyceae, Klebsormidiales, Klebsormidiaceae.
AUUCCUGGCCCCAUUCCUGCCCCUGCCCCUGCACCGAUCCCCCCGCCCGAGACAUGCGAUGGCAAGGCAAUGGGGAUCUACCCAGAUCUGUCAGAUCCAACGUGCCGCAAGUUUUAUCGGUGCCAGCCGAUCGGCCCCUUUGGCAAGAGCAUCAAGAUCGACAUGGUGUGCCCCCCGGGCACCGUGUUCCACCCCGUCAUGUACUGCGUGCCGCCCAAGCUGCUGCCCCCCGGCGCGCGCUGCAGCCUCAAGCUCGACGCACAAAUGUAGGCUUCGAUCUGGGAAGCGCCGUUGUCCCGUUGCGUAGGUCCAAUUGAUUGUCUAUAUAAGUGUUGGUUGUUGACGAGGUGAAACUGCAUGGAUGCAGAGGAGGUGAAAGUGUACAAGCUAGCUGGAUUACGAGGUACGUUGUAUUACUUUAGUUAUGUCUAUCACGAUAUAUUAAUGCGUCAAGUACGGGCAAGUGCGAUUGUGCCAGUGCCUAUAGAAAAUACCUGUUAAAUCAAGGUAUUUGAACAAUCGUAUCAACGUUAUUAGGCCCGUGACCACCAUGCCGGGUUUAUAGAUCGCGUGCAAUAUACAGCUCGAGUUGACGGUUUCGGUUAUCAGGCUAGCUAUUUAAGGCGUGUACAGGUGCUCUAGCUCCUUCAGGACAAAACAUUAGCUCUAAUUCUUUAAUUGUCUAUAGGAUAUCAUAACCAGCUCAUAAGUUGGCAGUACGUACGUUCGAGUAUAUCCAAUUAGUAUCUAGGAUAAGGUCAUGAGCGAGCUUCAAGGUACUUUACCG